Messenger RNA from Akanthomyces muscarius, 2514 nucleotides. RefSeq lists its product as uncharacterized. Gene Ontology annotation, molecular function: oxidoreductase activity. The transcript is spliced from 8 exons. The record is from RefSeq and is a predicted model, not a curated record. Bases 1 to 2514 code for a protein of 837 amino acids. Lineage: Eukaryota; Fungi; Ascomycota; Sordariomycetes; Hypocreales; Cordycipitaceae.
AUGGAUCAGUUCGAUAACCUUAGUCAUCUUACUCGACCGCAGGUCGAAAAGCUUCCCAGGCUGAAUCAGCCACCACGCAUUAACACUAGCUAUGCCGUCAAGUGCGAGACACAAGCCAGUGUCAGUGCAUCAAGCGAGGAGUUGGGGGCUGUGACUUGGUUCAAGACUCCACCACUCACCGCUGAAACGAUCGGCAUGCUUCGCGCGGUCAAGCUAUUUGCCGAGUCGCACGAUCAGGGUGCGGUCAGCGGUCUAGUGCCAGGUAAUUGGACUUGGUUCCAGUUGGCAAUUUUCAGCGACCAAAAGGCGACGUCUCCAAAGAGGGGCCGCGAUGAACAAGAACUUGUCGUUACGAGUCACUCGAACAAAGCCGGUACUACGGAGUUCGAGUGGCUGGAGGGAGCAACUUUUGACACGCGACGCAAUCUCGUCAAAGGGCUCGAUCCUGGAAAUGUCAUCGGAGUUCGACUCUGUGCUCGCUUCCGCGGGUGGGAGAUCUUUGCGGCUAAUGGGUACCUCGUUCUUGAUAUUGGCGAGGACAACCAUACUGUACCAAUUACUCCAAUCCCGAUUGAUACUGAGAAGUCGAUCCCUGUUCGCCAAUGCGUCCAAAAGUGGUACGAAAAGUCGAAGACUUGCCACGAAACAGGACUUCAGGUAUCGCUGUUUAUUCGAGCCAUGAGAGCUUUCCAGAGCCUCCCUCCUGAGAACCAACUGUCCUACUAUCGCAUUGCUGCCAUUCACGGUGAGCCAAGUAACGUACCAUGGAACAUGGAAAAACCAGUGAUUGCACUCGACGACCCCAAAAAGAACGAUCUCCUCGAACAGGCCCAGGGUGGCUGGUAUUGCCACCACAACGACGACCUAUUCCCCACUUGGCAUCGCGCAUACAUGAUGCUAUUUGAGCGGCGAGUGAGCGACCUGAUGAUGGAAGAAGCCAAAACCCGCGUCGAAGAAUCAGACGGAUGGAUCACGGCCGCACGUCGUUGGCGUUUGCCAUAUUGGGACUGGGCUUCCGACCCAACACUUCCUGAAUUAGCCUCCGAGAAAACUAUUCGCGUGAUUAAAUCUUGGAAACGCCAUGGUGAGCCUCAGAUGGAAAUAUUGGACAACCCCAUGUAUCGAUUUCAGAUGCCUGGUGGCAAACCGAUGGGCGAUGUGGCAUAUGGCAACUACCGUAUCCAGAUCAAGGAACCAGAUCCGGAUGACGGUCCAUGGGAGGAAUGCAUUGGCACAAGCCGCCAUAGUAUCACAGAUGACGACCCUGAACGACGGUGGGUUCAGGGCGAGUCUGACGCCGCGAAAGUCAACGCGUCGCUGCAGGGCACAGCUGAGAAAAAGCACCACCGCACGCUAAGGGAUUCAGUUUUUCGCCUGCUUACAGAAGAAUAUGCUACGAAAUACGUGCCUUUCGCUUCUACCAAAUACCAACCGAAGAAUACGGAAGAAGAGAAGGCGUCAGCUAACGAUGUCAAAUUCUUCCUGAAUCUAGAGCAGGUUCACAACAACAUACACACGUAUGUCGGCGGCGAAAAGACCCAAGGUGGUGGCGGCCACAUGUCGGCAGUGCCAGUGGCUGCAUUCGACCCCGUCUUCUGGCUGCAUCACUGCAACAUUGACAGAAUCUUUCACUUGUGGCAGACUGUUAACCCGAGCAAUUGGUUCCGCCAGAAGGACGAGGAGGUCGAAUUCAGUCCUCAGAGAGAGCUCAUUCCUUUCCACGCGUCCGAUGAUCGCUAUGACUUCUACAACUCCAAUAGAGUCCGGCAGGUUGAUGCGCUGAACUAUAGCUAUGACUACGUGGACGAAAUCACGGACAAAGAUGGGGACACUGUGCCGGAGAAGAGCCACGUUUACAUCAACAAGUUGUAUGGACCCAAGGAGGACUGCUUCAACCUCAUCGGACCAGAAUUAGAUCCUGUCAUUAAUGUGAUUUACAACCGUUAUGCGUUUGAAGGCAGACCAUACCUCUUGCUCUUCUUCCUCGGCGAAGUUGACGCCGGAGUGCCGUACUUGAAGCAAAAGAAUCUCGUCGGCAGUGUCUCCACCUUCAGCUCUGUCUCGAAGAAGGGAGCGGUCACCUGCAAAAAUUGCCUUCAACAGCAGCGCAAAAAAGUUCUUUCACGGGCGCAAAUCCCACUCACGUCGGUGGUAAAUAGUGCACUGCGCCUGGACCGAUUGGCGGCUGGCCUCUAUUUCAGGAAGAGCUUGAGAUGGAUUGCGGUUCAUGCAAAUGGUCAGGUGGCCGACAAGGCAGAACUGAUGAAAGACCUGCAGAUGGAACUCUUGUGCGGACUGAAUCAGCUGCUCGAGAAAACCCUAGAGUCGUCGUUCAAGUUUGGAAGUUACAAACCUCUGGACUUUGACUGGGACAAGGCUUAUGCAUUGAAUUGCCAGCCUGGAUUGGCAGGACUGACGGUGCUCGGAGGACUAGGGGCUUUGGGAAAACUGGGAGGAUCCGGAAAAUUGGGAGGAUCGGGGAGCCUAGGAGGAGGAUUAGGUGGAUUAUUGUAG